Haliotis rufescens (red abalone) is the source of this 1427-nucleotide messenger RNA. RefSeq names its product beta-1,3-galactosyltransferase 5-like. The coding region runs from base 97 to 1266 and encodes 389 amino acids. Lineage: Eukaryota; Metazoa; Mollusca; Gastropoda; Lepetellida; Haliotidae. The transcript is spliced from 2 exons. The record is from RefSeq and is a predicted model, not a curated record. Gene Ontology annotation, cellular component: membrane. Gene Ontology annotation, molecular function: hexosyltransferase activity.
GUCAGCUUGCAUCAGUCUGAGCGCGCACGGCUCAACAGUUCGUAUCUACCUAUCUUCAUCUAUCUAGUUAUAGUGACGAUUAUCUGAUUCCAAGAAAUGCGGAAAUGUGUCAUUGUUCCAUGUAUUGUUCUUGCUGGCUGUCUAUUUUUUCAAAUACACUACCUGUUCACGCACGCCAAAGAGAGACAUAUUUCAAAGAACAGAAAUGACGUAAAGAUUCAACAGGACAUGACAGCUGUCCAGACGAAACCAGUUGACUAUAACAGGACGAAAAAUUCUGGUGCAUCUGAAACCCUGGCAGACAGUGUACAAAACGAAAAAAGAAAGGCAGACCAAACCAGAACAAGAAAAGUACAACCAUUCCAAUAUCGAUCAGUUAUCAAAGAAUAUACAUCAUUAAUAAAUUGGUCAUAUUUUACCAAAGAGAGAAAUAAGGUAUUGACUAAAUAUUCAUUUGAUUCAUUUGACAUACUACCUGAAUCCACGAAAACAGAUGACCAACCGUACCUUAUAAUCAUGGUUUUAUCAGUUGCACACCAUUCGAGAACCGCAAUAAGGAAGACAUAUGGUAGUGUUAGCCGUGGUCUAAUGUGGCCCGGUAGUAACCUUCCUCUGAAUACAAAGGUGAUAUUUCUUUUGGGACGAACAUCAGAUAUUCGUCACCAGGUUAAUCUUCAUGCAGAAAGCAACAUCCACGGAGACAUAUUGCAAGGGAAUUUCAUCGACUCUUAUGAAAACCUAACGUUGAAAGUUUUAGCAGGAUUGCAUUACGUCGCGGAGUACCAUCCAGGGACACAGUAUGUUUUAAAGGCGGAUGAAGACACUUUUACGGACGUUGAUCUUGUUGUGAGAUUGCUGAAGACACUACAACCCCUGAAUUCAGUUCUAGGACAUGUUUACGAGAAACCAUUUGUUGACAGGAAUGGCAAAUGGAGUAUAAGUGAAUCCGUCUACCCUUUCCCACUAUUUCCUAACUAUGUAUCGGGCAAUACCUACGUGCUGUCAAUGGAUUAUGGAAAAUGUAUUCUUGAAAACGCCAAGUACUAUCAAUACAUAUUCAUAGAGGAUGUCUUCAUCACUGGGAUGAUGUCCUUUGUCUGCAAUGCCACGUUGUACCAUGUGUCUGGGUUUACGUUUUGGGCAGAAAGUCGCCCUGUGCCUAAAACCUUUUUAGGUGGAGCAAAGAUAUCCGGCACACGUGUAACGGACACACUGAAGUACGGCAUAUGGACAUAUUUGAAUAACUGGUAUCACACGGGGCUUUAGGAGUACAUAUGGAAUGGUGCUGCGUGUAUACGUCUCGUAUGAGUGAGUGAGUGAGUUUGGUUUAACGCCGCUUUUAACAGUAUUCCAGUUAUACCACGGCGUGUCAGCUUAAUGUGGGAGGAAAGCCCGAAGUGAUGCAGGUCUCAGACGUUUACCACUUC